CAUGAUUUCACGCUUGUUUUUCUAUAUAUUAGAUAUAGAUACCCGUGAAACGUCUCAUUUCAGACCAUUCUCAUUCGAUACCGUAUCUUUUGAUAUCAAUCUCUCAUAUUCAUAUAUACUCCUGAAGGAGAUCAAGAAGCUUCACCCUCUCUUGAUACCAUCAUCACAUCACCCCUCACAGGACCUGAAAAAAUGGCCCCUCACGCUGAGCUCAGCUCGUCCCCCCCAACCACAUCUCCAGCCACAUUUGCUCCUUCAUCCACACAAGAAGCUUCCACAUUAGACUACAGGGGCUACGACCAUGUUCACUGGUAUGUCGGCAACGCAAAGCAGGCUGCGACCUACUACAUCGCCCGCAUGGGCUUCCACAAGGUAGCCUUCCGCGACCUGUCCACCGGCUCCCGUGCCAUCGCCUCCUACGCCGUCCGCAACGGCAGCGUGACCUUCGUGCUCACCUCACCUCUGCGCUCAGCUAGCCAGGCUGAGGACCCGAAGGAUAAGAAGCUGCUCGCGGAGAUCCAAGCGCAUAUGGAGAAGCACGGUGAUGCGGUGAAGGAUGUUGCGUUUGAGGUUGACGAUGUGGAUGAGGUAUAUAACCAGGCUGUGAAGAACGGCGGGAAGAGUGUUUCGCCGCCGGAGACGGUAACGGAUGAGUCUGGUAGCGUUAGAGUUGCCACGAUUCAGACGUAUGGUGAGACGACACAUACUCUCAUCUCGAGGAAGGAGUACAAGGGUGUCUUCCUGCCAGGGUUCAAGGCUGCACCUGAUGCCGAAGACCCACUGAACACCUAUCUCCCCAAGAUCACCCUCGAGGCUAUGGAUCACUGCGUCGGCAACCAAGAUUGGGACGAGAUGGACAACAUCUGCGAAUACUACGAGCGCGUCCUCGGCUUCCACCGCUUCUGGUCCGUCGACGACAAAGACAUCUGCACCGAGUUCUCGGCCCUAAAAUCCGUCGUCAUGGCGUCCCCCGACGAGCGCAUCAAGAUGCCUAUCAACGAGCCCGCCGUCGGCAAGAAGAAGUCCCAGAUCGAGGAGUACGUCGACUUCUACGGCGGCGCGGGCGUGCAGCACAUCGCGCUGCGGACGAAGGAUAUCAUUUCCGCCGUUACGGCGCUGCGUGCGCGCGGUGUGGAGUUCAUUACGAUCCCGGAUAGCUAUUAUGUGGAUAUGAAGUUGAAGUUGAAGAAGCAGGGGAUGACCCUUGAGGAGGACUUCGCGACGCUGCAGCGCUUGGGGAUAUUGAUUGAUUUCGACGAGGGUGGAUACUUGUUGCAGCUGUUCACGAAGCAUUUGCUCGAUCGCCCAACGGUGUUUAUUGAGAUUAUCCAGCGCAACAACUUCGAGGGGUUCGGAGCAGGGAACUUCAGGAGUCUGUUCGAGGCGCUCGAGAGGGACCAAGAGGGGAGGGGGAAUCUGGUUUGAGUGGUGGUGCCUUUCUGAGCGAUUUUUAGCGAAGCGGCUGAGGGGAGGAAUUUCUUGGACAUGAUAUUUUUUUUUUGGCUGGCGGUCCACACAAAGUGUAAAUAAAGCAUGGGGAGCGAGAAGUGAGGCAUACACAAUGAAUUUGAAAAAGUAUCUACACGG
Messenger RNA from Pseudogymnoascus verrucosus, 1587 nucleotides. RefSeq lists its product as uncharacterized. Bases 193 to 1425 code for a protein of 410 amino acids. The record is from RefSeq and is a predicted model, not a curated record. Gene Ontology annotation, molecular function: 4-hydroxyphenylpyruvate dioxygenase activity. Lineage: Eukaryota; Fungi; Ascomycota; Leotiomycetes; Thelebolales; Thelebolaceae. The transcript is spliced from 2 exons. Gene Ontology annotation, biological process: L-tyrosine catabolic process.